This is a messenger RNA of Drosophila arizonae, 2217 nucleotides long. RefSeq names its product no on or off transient A (gene nonA). The record is from RefSeq and is a predicted model, not a curated record. Lineage: Eukaryota; Metazoa; Arthropoda; Insecta; Diptera; Drosophilidae. Gene Ontology annotation, molecular function: RNA binding.
CUAUACGGAGGUUGACGGUUGUGUAAUUGGAGCUGUCCUACGUAUUUUCUUCAUAAAUAUUGUAAUGGAAAUUUCUGCAAAAAUGGAUAAUUCUGGCAAUUCAGCACCUCUACCACAGCGUCAAGCAAGAGCAAAUAAUCAGCCUAAUAAAAAUAUUGGAAAACACGGCCCACAGAAGCAAAUUGACGCUGAUGGUGGUCCCGCGGAGAAGCGGCAACGUUUUGGGCCUAACAAUCAGAAUGGCGGCGGCCAGAAUCAAAAUAAGAACUUUGGCAACAAGGGUGGAUUUGGUGGAGGUGGAAAUCGUAACCGUAAUCGUGGCGGCAACCAAAAUAGGUCGAAUUUUCAAAACCAAAAUCAACAAAAGUCGACAACAGAACCACCAAAAACGGAUGGAGGAAAUCUUAAUGACAAAGUUGUCGAAGCAAACAGCGCGAAUCAAUCCAAUUCGAAUUCUGCUGCCCAAUCCCAGACACAGCUUCAAGCCCAAGCCCAGGCGCAAGCUCAAGUCCAGGCACAAACUCAAGCACAGGCUCAAGCUCAUGCCCACUUAGCGUUUAGGGCUCGUGGCGGCGGUGGUGGUGGUGGUGGUGUCGGCGGCAGUGGUGGCGGAGUAGGAGGUGGAGGAGGCAACAGCGGCGGCGGUGGUGGACGUGAUAGGAACCGCGGCUCACGUGGUGGUGGUGGUGGCGGCGGUGGUGGCGGCGGCGGACCAAAUUCUGGGGGCGGUAAUAAUUCGCAACGUGGCGAUGACUUCUUUAUUGCCCAACGUCUACGCAGCAUUUCUGGUCCCACCCACGAACUGCCACCGAUUGAGGUCGCGCAAGAGACGAAGUUCUCUGGUCGCAAUCGUCUAUAUGUUGGCAAUUUAACCAAUGACAUAACCGAUGAGGAGUUGCGAGAAAUGUUUAAGCCGUACGGCGAAAUAGGCGAGAUAUUUUCAAAUCUUGAAAAGAAUUUCACAUUCCUUAAAGUCGACUAUCACGUUAAUGCCGAAAAGGCCAAACGCGCCUUAGACGGCUCAAUGCGCAAAGGGCGUCAGUUGCGCGUUCGCUUCGCCCCCAAUGCAACCAUAUUGCGUGUGAGCAAUUUGACACCAUUCGUGUCCAACGAGCUGCUGUACAAGGCCUUCGAGAUUUUUGGGCCGGUCGAGCGGGCCAGCAUUACAGUCGACGAUCGUGGCAAACAUUUAGGCGAGGGCACUGUCGAAUUUGCUAAAAAGUCAUCGGCCAGUGCAUGCCUUCGUUUAUGCAAUGAGAAAUGCUUCUUUUUAACGGCCUCGUUGCGUCCGUGCCUAGUGGAACCGAUGGAAGUCAACGAUGAUAACGACGGACUGCCCGAGAAGGCGCUCAAUAAGAAGCUGCAAGAGUUCAAUCAGGAGCGCAGCGUUGGUCCCCGAUUUGCCGACCAAAAUUCAUUUGAGCACGAGUACGGCUCCAGAUGGAAGCAGCUGCAUGAUCUAUUUAAAAGCAAGCAAGAUGCACUCAAGCGGGAGCUCAAAAUGGAAGAAGAAAAGCUUGAAGCUCAGAUGGAGUAUGCUCGCUAUGAGCAAGAAACAGAACUUUUGCGUCAAGAAUUAAGAAAACGCGAAUCUGACAAUGAGCGCAAGAAGUUGGAAUGGGAAAUGCGCGAGAAGCAGGCCGAGGAGAUGCGUAAACGUGAGGAGGAAACCAUGCGUCGCCAUCAGACUGAAAUGCAGAGUCGAAUGGUGCGCCAGGAGGAGGAUAUGAGACGUCGCCAGCAGGAGAACACGUUGUUUAUGCAGGCCCAACAACUAAAUUCGUUGCUUGAUCAGCAGGAAGGUUUCGGUGGCAAUAACGGCGGUGGCGGUGGUGUCAAUGCAAAUUUCGAUAAUUUCGGAGGCAACAGUAAUUCGCCUUUUGAAGUAUUCCGAGGUAAUAACAACUCGUCCAUGGCAGGCAAUAAUGGGCCAGGUGGAAACAAUCAACAGCAGGACUCCUUCACUCCUUUUGAAUUUGGGGUUAACAAUAUGAACCAAGGCGGCAAUCAACGUGGAAAUAAUGGCGGAAACAAUGUUCCAUGGGGACGUCGUCGUUUUUAGACAGCCCUCGAGAUGUUUUACAUGGACCACUAUGGAUAUAGAAUAAAUAAAUUGAUCCAUAUAUUGAUGCAUUGAUUUAAGUCUUACAGACUGGACACUUCACACAUAGAUUAGUGUGAGAAUUCAUUUAACAGAAAACUUACGGAACAUAAUAU